Messenger RNA from Microthlaspi erraticum, 1131 nucleotides. Lineage: Eukaryota; Viridiplantae; Streptophyta; Magnoliopsida; Brassicales; Brassicaceae. The record is from the annotation of a GenBank genome assembly.
AUGGAGUCGUCGCCGAUCAAUCUCCUUCCGCCGGACUCUCUCCACCAGAUCUUCUCCUCUCUCCCUCUCCGCCAGAUCAUGAUCUGCAGAUCCGUCUGCAAGUUCUUCAACCAGUUGUUGACCUCUCAGUGCUUCACGGAGAUCAUUUCCACUCGCCCGCCGUUGAAUCUCCUCGCUCUCCGUCCUCCUCACCACCACAGCCAUCGCCACGGAGGCAACCAAACCGCCAACAACAACAACAUCCGACCGUACAUCCACGUAUACGAUCCGGAAGAGAAUCAAUGGUUCAGAUUCAAUCUCGAUUUCCUCCCUUUCCGAUCGCCGCAGCCCGUAGCGUCGUCAAGCGGAUUGAUCUACCUCUGGGGAGACUCAAUCGACUCGUCCGAGUCGAGCAAAUCGCUCGUCGCCUGUAACCCACUCACCCGCCAGUUCAAGGUCUUACCUCAGCUCGGCUCCGCCUGGUCGCGCCACGGCACCGUCCUCGUCGAUUCGGCGAAUCGAGUCAUGGUCCUCACGGAGCUCGCGGCGCUGUAUUACUCCGGCGUUGUGAUCGCUAACCAGUGGCUGAAAUUCUCGUCGAAUCUCCCGUCGAAACCUAGAAGCCCUGUUUUAAUGUCGAGCUCUGUUUUCGCGCUCUGCGACGUCGGAUCUCCGUGGAGAUCCCAGUGGAAGCUCUUCUCCUGCAAAUUGACGAAUUUGACGAUCACUCACACGAAUUGGAAAUGCCUGGAGAGGCACGAGUGGGGAGAUAUCUUCGACAUUAUAAAACGACCGCGUUUGCUGCGUGGAGGCUGCGAUUCGAAGCUUCUGAUGAUCGGGGGGUUGAAGUCGACGUUCUCGUUGAACCCGGCGUGUUCGACGAUUCUGAUACUGAGGCUUGAUUUGGAGAGCUUGGAGUGGGAGGAAGCUGGGAGGAUGCCGCUUGACAUGUACAGGGGGUUUCAGGAGUCGAGCAAGUUUAAGGUUUUUGGAGGUGGGGAUAGGGUUUACUUCUCUGCUAAGAGGAUGGGGAAGCUUGCGAUGUGGGAUUUUUGGGAAGGGUGGAGAUGGAUUGAUGGUGUUCCUGGUUAUGGUGAUGGGUUGUGUCGUGGGUUUGUGUUUGAUGCUAAGCUUACUAUGAUGAUGCCAUGA